Messenger RNA from Pan troglodytes (chimpanzee), 10227 nucleotides. RefSeq names its product calcium voltage-gated channel subunit alpha1 E (gene CACNA1E). The transcript has 50 exons. Gene Ontology annotation, molecular function: high voltage-gated calcium channel activity; calcium ion binding. Gene Ontology annotation, biological process: chemical synaptic transmission; calcium ion import across plasma membrane. Bases 97 to 7473 code for a protein of 2458 amino acids. The record is from RefSeq and is a predicted model, not a curated record. NCBI's taxonomy places the organism in Eukaryota, Metazoa, Chordata, Mammalia, Primates, Hominidae. Gene Ontology annotation, cellular component: neuronal cell body; voltage-gated calcium channel complex; membrane.
UUUAAAAUAAUUCAGUGAUGUCUCGGGAAUACUAGCACACCCUCUUCAUUCAGCUGAGCGCGGGACUGUGCAUUAAUUCAAGAGCAAUGUUCUGUGAUGGUGCCCGAGAUGCGUGGACUGAGCCCAGACCGCAGGCUGCCCGAGCCCGCCCCCUGCCCGGCUGCGGGGAGCCCUGAGCCCAGGUCCGCGGGCCGCCGCCAACGCCACGUCCUGGCCCUGCCGGAAGAAGAGGCAUGGCGGCCCCAGCAGUGCGCUCUGCUCGAGGCCGACGCCUCGGACGAGGUGGGCAUGCUGCCGGCUUCCCCGCGCGCCGCCUCUGGCUUCGACAGCUUCUUCCAGGUGCAGGAGGGCGAGGGCCAGGGCUGGGAGGGCGCCAUGGCACUGGAGGCGGGCUCCAGCCCUUUCCUGCCGGUGAGCCCCGAGGUCAUGAAGCGGCGGCGCGGGGGCCUCAUCGAGCAGCGCGACAUCAUCAAGGCCCACGAGGCGCACAAGAUGCAGAGCACCCCGCAGGCCCGGCGCAAGGAAUGGGAGAUGGCUCGCUUCGGGGAGGCGGUGGUCGCCAGGCCAGGGUCCGGCGAUGGAGACUCGGACCAGAGCAGGAACCGGCAAGGAACCCCCGUGCCGGCCUCGGGGCAGGCGGCCGCCUACAAGCAGACGAAAGCGCAGAGGGCGCGGACUAUGGCUUUGUACAACCCCAUUCCCGUCCGGCAGAACUGUUUCACCGUCAACAGAUCCCUGUUCAUCUUCGGAGAAGAUAACAUUGUCAGGAAAUAUGCCAAGAAGCUCAUCGAUUGGCCGCCAUUUGAGUACAUGAUCCUGGCCACCAUCAUUGCCAACUGCAUCGUCCUGGCCCUGGAGCAGCAUCUUCCUGAGGAUGACAAGACCCCCAUGUCCCGAAGACUGGAGAAGACAGAACCUUAUUUCAUUGGGAUCUUUUGCUUUGAAGCUGGGAUCAAAAUUGUGGCCCUGGGGUUCAUCUUCCAUAAGGGCUCAUACCUCCGCAAUGGCUGGAAUGUCAUGGACUUCAUCGUGGUCCUCAGUGGCAUCCUGGCCACUGCAGGAACCCACUUCAAUACUCAUGUGGACCUGAGGACCCUCCGGGCUGUGCGUGUCCUGCGGCCCUUGAAGCUCGUGUCAGGGAUACCUAGCCUGCAGAUUGUGUUGAAGUCCAUCAUGAAGGCCAUGGUACCUCUUCUGCAGAUUGGCCUUCUGCUCUUCUUUGCCAUCCUGAUGUUUGCUAUCAUUGGUUUGGAGUUCUACAGUGGCAAGUUACAUCGAGCAUGCUUCAUGAACAAUUCAGGUAUUCUAGAAGGAUUUGACCCCCCUCACCCAUGUGGUGUGCAGGGCUGCCCAGCUGGUUAUGAAUGCAAGGACUGGAUCGGCCCCAAUGAUGGGAUCACCCAGUUUGAUAACAUCCUUUUUGCUGUGCUGACUGUCUUCCAGUGCAUCACCAUGGAAGGGUGGACCACCGUGCUGUACAAUACCAAUGAUGCCUUAGGAGCCACCUGGAAUUGGCUGUACUUCAUCCCCCUCAUCAUCAUUGGAUCCUUCUUUGUUCUCAACCUAGUCCUGGGAGUGCUUUCCGGGGAAUUUGCCAAAGAGAGAGAGAGAGUGGAGAACCGAAGGGCUUUCAUGAAGCUGCGGCGCCAGCAGCAGAUUGAGCGUGAGCUGAAUGGCUACCGUGCCUGGAUAGACAAAGCAGAGGAAGUCAUGCUCGCUGAAGAAAAUAAAAAUGCUGGAACAUCCGCUUUAGAAGUGCUUCGAAGGGCAACCAUCAAGAGGAGCCGGACAGAGGCCAUGACUCGAGACUCCAGUGAUGAGCACUGUGUUGAUAUCUCCUCUGUGGGCACACCUCUGGCCCGAGCCAGUAUCAAAAGUGCAAAGGUAGAUGGGGUCUCUUAUUUCCGGCACAAGGAAAGGCUUCUGCGCAUCUCCAUUCGCCACAUGGUUAAAUCCCAGGUGUUUUACUGGAUUGUGCUGAGCCUUGUGGCACUCAACACUGCCUGUGUGGCCAUUGUCCAUCACAACCAGCCCCAGUGGCUCACCCACCUCCUCUACUAUGCAGAAUUUCUGUUUCUGGGACUCUUCCUCUUGGAGAUGUCCCUGAAGAUGUAUGGCAUGGGGCCUCGCCUUUAUUUUCACUCUUCAUUCAACUGCUUUGAUUUUGGGGUCACAGUGGGCAGUAUCUUUGAAGUGGUCUGGGCAAUCUUCAGACCUGGUACGUCUUUUGGAAUCAGUGUCUUGCGAGCCCUCCGGCUUCUAAGAAUAUUUAAAAUAACCAAGUAUUGGGCUUCCCUACGGAAUUUGGUGGUCUCCUUGAUGAGCUCAAUGAAGUCUAUCAUCAGUUUGCUUUUCCUCCUCUUCCUCUUCAUCGUUGUCUUUGCUCUCCUAGGAAUGCAGUUAUUUGGAGGCAGGUUUAACUUUAAUGAUGGGACUCCUUCGGCAAAUUUUGAUACCUUCCCUGCAGCCAUCAUGACCGUGUUCCAGAUCCUGACGGGUGAGGACUGGAAUGAGGUGAUGUACAAUGGGAUCCGCUCCCAGGGUGGGGUCAGCUCAGGCAUGUGGUCUGCCAUCUACUUCAUUGUGCUCACCUUGUUUGGCAACUACACGCUACUGAAUGUGUUCUUGGCUAUCGCUGUGGAUAAUCUCGCCAACGCCCAGGAACUGACCAAGGAUGAACAGGAGGAAGAAGAGGCCUUCAACCAGAAACAUGCACUGCAGAAGGCCAAGGAGGUCAGCCCGAUGUCUGCACCCAACAUGCCUUCGAUCGAAAGAGACAGAAGGAGAAGACACCACAUGUCGAUGUGGGAGCCACGCAGCAGCCACCUGAGGGAGCGGAGGCGCCGGCACCACAUGUCCGUGUGGGAGCAGCGUACCAGCCAGCUGAGGAAGCACAUGCAGAUGUCCAGCCAGGAGGCCCUCAACAGAGAGGAGGCACCGACCAUGAACCCGCUCAACCCCCUCAACCCGCUCAGCUCCCUCAACCCGCUCAAUGCCCACCCCAGCCUUUAUCGGCGACCCAGGGCCAUUGAGGGCCUGGCCCUGGGCCUGGCCCUGGAGAAGUUCGAGGAGGAGCGCAUCAGCCGUGGGGGGUCCCUCAAGGGGGAUGGAGGGGACCGAUCCAGUGCCCUGGACAACCAGAGGACCCCUUUGUCCCUGGGCCAGCGGGAGCCACCGUGGCUGGCCAGGCCCUGUCAUGGAAACUGUGACCCGACUCAGCAGGAGGCAGGGGGAGGAGAGGCUGUGGUGACCUUUGAGGACCGGGCCAGGCACAGGCAGAGCCAACGGCGCAGCCGGCAUCGCCGCGUCAGGACAGAAGGCAAGGAGUCCUCUUCAGCCUCCCGGAGCAGGUCUGCCAGCCAGGAACGCAGUCUGGAUGAAGCCAUGCCCACUGAAGGGGAGAAGGACCAUGAGCUCAGGGGCAACCAUGGUGCCAAGGAGCCAACGAUCCAAGAAGAGAGAGCCCAGGAUUUAAGGAGGACCAACAGUCUGAUGGUGUCCAGAGGCUCCGGGCUGGCAGGAGGCCUUGAUGAGGCUGACACCCCCCUAGUCCUGCCCCAUCCUGAGUUGGAAGUGGGGAAGCACGUGGUGCUGACGGAGCAGGAGCCAGAAGGCAGCAGUGAGCAGGCCCUGCUGGGGAAUGUGCAGCUAGACAUGGGCCGGGUCAUCAGCCAGAGCGAGCCCGACCUCUCCUGCAUCACGGCCAACACGGACAAGGCCACCACUGAGAGCACCAGCGUCACCGUCGCCAUCCCCGACGUGGACCCCUUGGUGGACUCAACCGUGGUGCACAUUAGCAACAAGACGGAUGGGGAAGCCAGUCCCUUGAAGGAGGCAGAGAUCAGAGAGGAUGAGGAGGAGGUGGAGAAGAAGAAGCAGAAGAAGGAGAAGCGUGAGACAGGCAAAGCCAUGGUGCCCCACAGCUCAAUGUUCAUCUUCAGCACCACCAACCCGAUCCGGAGGGCCUGCCACUACAUCGUGAACCUGCGCUACUUUGAGAUGUGCAUCCUCCUGGUGAUUGCAGCCAGCAGCAUCGCCCUGGCGGCAGAGGACCCCGUCCUGACCAACUCGGAGCGCAACAAAGUCCUGAGGUAUUUUGACUAUGUGUUCACGGGCGUGUUCACCUUUGAGAUGGUUAUAAAGAUGAUAGACCAAGGCUUGAUCCUGCAGGAUGGGUCCUACUUCCGAGACUUGUGGAACAUCCUGGACUUUGUGGUGGUCGUUGGCGCACUGGUGGCCUUUGCUCUGGCGAACGCUUUGGGAACCAACAAAGGACGGGACAUCAAGACCAUCAAGUCUCUGCGGGUGCUCCGAGUUCUAAGGCCACUGAAAACCAUCAAGCGCUUGCCCAAGCUCAAGGCCGUCUUCGACUGCGUAGUGACCUCCUUGAAGAAUGUCUUCAACAUACUCAUUGUGUACAAGCUCUUCAUGUUCAUCUUUGCUGUCAUCGCAGUUCAGCUCUUCAAGGGAAAGUUCUUUUAUUGCACGGACAGUUCCAAGGACACAGAGAAGGAGUGCAUAGGCAACUAUGUAGAUCAUGAGAAAAACAAGAUGGAGGUGAAGGGCCGGGAAUGGAAGCGCCAUGAAUUCCACUACGACAACAUUAUCUGGGCCCUGCUGACCCUCUUCACCGUCUCCACAGGGGAAGGAUGGCCUCAAGUUCUGCAGCACUCUGUAGAUGUGACAGAGGAAGACCGAGGCCCAAGCCGCAGCAACCGCAUGGAGAUGUCUAUCUUUUAUGUAGUCUACUUUGUGGUCUUCCCCUUCUUCUUUGUCAAUAUCUUUGUGGCUCUCAUCAUCAUCACCUUCCAGGAGCAAGGGGAUAAGAUGAUGGAGGAGUGCAGCCUGGAGAAGAAUGAGAGGGCGUGCAUCGACUUCGCCAUCAGCGCCAAACCUCUCACCCGCUACAUGCCGCAGAACAGACACACCUUCCAGUACCGCGUGUGGCACUUUGUGGUGUCUCCGUCCUUUGAGUACACCAUUAUGGCCAUGAUCGCCUUGAAUACCGUUGUGCUGAUGAUGAAGUAUUACUCUGCUCCCUGUACCUAUGAGCUGGCCCUGAAGUACCUGAAUAUCGCCUUCACCAUGGUGUUUUCCCUGGAAUGUGUCCUGAAGGUCAUCGCUUUUGGCUUUUUGAACUAUUUCCGAGACACCUGGAAUAUCUUUGACUUCAUCACCGUGAUUGGCAGUAUCACAGAAAUUAUCCUGACAGACAGCAAGCUGGUGAACACCAGUGGCUUCAAUAUGAGCUUUCUGAAGCUCUUCCGAGCUGCCCGCCUCAUAAAGCUCCUGCGUCAGGGCUAUACCAUACGCAUUUUGCUGUGGACCUUUGUGCAGUCCUUUAAGGCCCUCCCUUAUGUCUGCCUUUUAAUUGCCAUGCUUUUCUUCAUUUAUGCCAUCAUUGGGAUGCAGGUAUUUGGAAACAUAAAAUUAGACGAGGAGAGUCACAUCAACCGGCACAACAACUUCCGGAGUUUCUUUGGGUCCCUAAUGCUACUCUUCAGGAGUGCCACAGGUGAAGCCUGGCAGGAGAUUAUGCUGUCAUGCCUUGGGGAGAAGGGCUGUGAGCCUGACACCACCGCACCAUCAGGGCAGAACGAGAACGAACGCUGCGGCACCGAUCUGGCCUACGUGUACUUUGUCUCCUUCAUCUUCUUCUGCUCCUUCUUGAUGCUCAACCUGUUCGUGGCCGUCAUCAUGGACAACUUUGAGUACCUGACUCGGGACUCCUCCAUCCUGGGGCCUCACCACUUGGACGAGUUUGUCCGCGUCUGGGCAGAAUAUGACCGAGCAGCAUGUGGCCGCAUCCAUUACACUGAGAUGUAUGAAAUGCUGACUCUCAUGUCACCUCCGCUAGGCCUCGGCAAGAGAUGUCCCUCCAAAGUGGCAUAUAAGAGGUUGGUCCUGAUGAACAUGCCAGUAGCUGAGGACAUGACGGUCCACUUCACCUCCACACUUAUGGCUCUGAUCCGGACAGCUCUGGACAUUAAAAUUGCCAAAGGUGGUGCAGACAGGCAGCAGCUAGACUCAGAGCUACAAAAGGAGACCCUAGCCAUCUGGCCUCACCUAUCCCAGAAGAUGCUGGAUCUGCUUGUGCCCAUGCCCAAAGCCUCUGACCUGACUGUGGGCAAAAUCUAUGCAGCAAUGAUGAUCAUGGACUACUAUAAGCAGAGUAAGGUGAAGAAGCAGAGGCAGCAGCUGGAGGAACAGAAAAAUGCCCCCAUGUUCCAGCGCAUGGAGCCUUCAUCUCUGCCUCAGGAGAUCAUUGCUAAUGCCAAAGCCCUGCCUUACCUCCAGCAGGACCCCGUUUCAGGCCUGAGUGGCCGGAGUGGAUACCCUUCGAUGAGUCCACUCUCUCCCCAGGAUAUAUUCCAGUUGGCUUGUAUGGACCCCGCCGAUGAUGGACAGUUCCAAGAACGGCAGUCUCUGGAGCCAGAGGUUAGUGAAUUAAAAAGCGUGCAGCCCUCUAACCAUGGCAUCUACCUUCCUUCGGACACCCAGGAGCAUGCGGGAUCUGGGAGGGCAUCUUCUAUGCCACGUCUGACUGUGGAUCCCCAGGUGGUGACAGACCCUAGCUCCAUGAGACGUUCAUUUUCCACUAUUCGGGAUAAGCGUUCAAAUUCCUCGUGGUUGGAGGAAUUCUCCAUGGAGCGAAGCAGUGAAAAUACCUACAAGUCCCGUCGCCGGAGUUACCACUCCUCCUUGCGGCUGUCAGCCCACCGCCUGAACUCUGAUUCAGGCCACAAGUCUGACACUCACCGCUCAGGGGGCAGGGAGCGGGGACGGUCAAAAGAGCGAAAGCAUCUUCUCUCUCCUGAUGUCUCCCGCUGCAAUUCAGAAGAGCGAGGGACCCAGGCUGACUGGGAGUCCCCAGAGCGCCGUCAAUCCAGGUCACCCAGUGAGGGCAGGUCACAGACGCCCAACAGACAGGGCACAGGUUCCCUAAGUGAGAGCUCCAUCCCCUCUGUCUCUGACACCAGCACCCCAAGAAGAAGUCGUCGGCAGCUCCCACCCGUCCCGCCAAAGCCCCGGCCCCUCCUUUCCUACAGCUCCCUGAUUCGACACGCGGGCAGCAUCUCUCCACCUGCUGAUGGAAGCGAGGAGGGCUCCCCGCUGACCUCCCAAGCACUGGAGAGCAACAAUGCUUGCCUGACCGAGUCUUCCAACUCUCCGCACCCCCAGCAGAGCCAACAUGCCUCCCCACAGCGCUACAUCUCCGAGCCCUACUUGGCCCUGCACGAAGACUCCCAUGCCUCAGACUGUGGUGAGGAGGAGACGCUCACUUUCGAAGCAGCCGUGGCUACUAGCCUGGGCCGUUCCAACACCAUCGGCUCAGCCCCACCCCUGCGGCAUAGCUGGCAGAUGCCCAACGGGCACUAUCGGCGGCGGAGGCGCGGGGGCCCUGGGCCAGGCAUGAUGUGUGGGGCUGUCAACAACCUGCUAAGUGACACGGAAGAAGAUGACAAAUGCUAGAGGCUGCUCCCCCCUCCGAUGCAUGCUCUUCUCUCACAUGGAGAAAACCAAGACAGAAUUGGGAAGCCAGUGCGGCCCGGGGGGGAGGAAGAGGGAAAAGGAAGAUGGAAGGACACCAUGCAUUAUCAGAGAAGAGGAAGUAAAGGACAAUCAGAACACCAGUCAAACCCACCAAAUUGCUUUAUUCCCCUUUGCAAGAUGGGCACUGCCAUAGUUCUGCCUCUUUGCUGGGGAAAGAUACCAGGAACGUGGAGGGUUAUUACUGCGGGAGAAGGGACACGAGGAUGGCUUUGCUUCCCCUUGCCCCUUCCCACUUUUCUAAAAGCUGUGGAGGGAUCUAGCUGGCCUAUGUCUACACUCAGUGCCCUGAGAAGCCUGGAAGACUUUCUGGCUCUUAACUGGGGAGUAGUGGAGACCAUAGGAGAGGACUCUCCUCCCUCACCAGCUCUUACGCCUCAGCCAGCACCACUGCCACCAGGGCAACUGCAGCAGCAUCUCAUGCAUAACCCUGUGGCUUGCUUCCCCCAGGGCAGCACAGGCUAAGUCAGGAACAUCGGAUGCCAGGGAGGGAGGAGAAAGCCGAAGCGAAAGGGGUCAGGGUGCUGAGGCAACAGCAGCAAGGGCUGGUCUGGACAAGAAAAGCCAUAGCCCGGCAGCCCCUACCAUGAGGGAGACAGAGAAACAGAACUGGUGGUGCUGGGGGGUAUAGCCCCCCAUCCUUGAGGCCUGUCACCCACACAGUAGGUGCUGAGACUUAGGACAGGUCAGGAAGUCCCCCAGGGUCCACAAAGGUGCCUGAGGCUCUGGUAAGGGUGAAGAUAAAAGUAUUUAACAACCGCUAUGGCAUCAAUGUAAGUGGGGUUUGGUCCUAGUGCCGGAGCCCAUGCUAUUGCAGCCAUUGGCUCUUUAGAUGCCAGUCAUGGGGGAACCCUGAGGGUGUGGGUACAGUAGCAGGGGCCACCUAAGAGAUUCAAAACAGAGUCUGUUUUCCAACCAGUGUGGAAGCAAUUAAAUAUGUGUAACAGUGCUACGACCACACCAGCACCUCCUGGCUGAAGGUCAGCCCACACUCUGGUCCAUGAGGCAGCAAGGCCAGUGCUGUGCCAAGCCCAGUAAGGCCAAGUGCCAGAGGCCCAGCCUUCCCUGCCACUCCUCUGAGAGGGCAGAACACACAUAUCCAAGUAGGCUACCCACCACUGGGUAGGGAUUUCUGUAAAGAUGGGAAAGGCUGAUAGAUUGAAAUAAGCUUCUGUGAAAGUCUGGAUUUACUGAGGACCUCCCCUGAGGAGGGACCGUUGGGACUGCAGCUUCUGCAGCUGGUGUGGGGUUCAGGUCAGUUUGACAGGAUGCUUUAAGGUGAUUAGUAAAUAUACCUCAGCUUAGACUUGGGCUGCUCCUUCUAGCAAAGCAGGCUCCAGUGGGGCCUCAUCAUACAGGAUGACAAGACUGGGGCCCUGGUCACCUUGAAUAUGCCCCUGGGCCAAGAUGGGGCUUCACCCCUCCCCAGAGUAAGAGCUGGGGCUGACAGUCCCACUCUGUCAUUCCUAAUGGCCCAAAUGCAGAAGCAGUGAGCAAGAGAGCCCUUUCUUGCCAAGCCAGUGCUCUUUUGGUAUAUGGCAUACAGCUCCAUCGGAGGGGACACAUCACUGGCUUUAUCUGGUGGAAAUGUACCUUUCCCUUAAGUUCAUCCUUAGUGCCAUCACAGCAGGUGAAUGGGUGCCCGACGGGGCCCCCCUUCCCCCACCAGGAACAGAUGGAGCCUGCCACCCAGGAUCCUGAUCUGCCCUGCACUGAGCACUCAGUGGAUAAACACUCCUCCAGCCCAGACACACUCCUCCUCUUGGGCAGGAGCAAUCCAGAGUUGUUAUUUUUCUUAGAAGGAGCCUCUUUUCCCUCUAUUUUUUAAAUUGAAAUAUAAUAGCUGCAUCAGCCCUGAAAAGCCAAAUUCAACCACAUGGCUGGAGAAUCAUUUGUCAUGGCCCCGCCUUCUCUUCUGAUACUGAUGGAGCUUUAUGACCCACGGUCAGCCCCCAAACCAAAGUUGUCCCAACAGAGGAGGCCAGUGAGGCAGAGACAGAGCUCUCCCACUCCCAGACCCUCUUUUGUCUUCAUUUUCCUCUCCCACUUAGCACAUGUGUGCUUGAGGGUGGCUGGGAAUGUGAUAUACAGCACCCUGAUCCUAACAGGUGUGAUCGUUACGUAAGACGCUGAUUCUGGGCCUUGUAUUGCUUUUAAAGUUUCCUCUGCUCAGCAUCAUUUCAUGCCAAAGUGCUGCUAUGGGCUGCUUUGUGUGCACAAAAUUGCUUUUUCCACCUCGGAAAUACAGCUUUCCCUAGGGGGAGGCCUACAACAGGACGACCAUUCUGAGCCAGCGAGUCUAUUGCAUGGUGUUUUGAGAAAGGGAAUUUUAGUGACACCUUAUGCCAUUUCAAGAGGAGAAAUGCAGGCUGGCAGAGCAAUUUCCAGAAAUGGAAUUUGCCUGCAAAUAGUAUAAACAACACUAAAUUUACUGUGCCAGGAAAUCUUCCUGAACUCCUUGAACUCAUACACACAGGUAUUUGAGUCCUGAAUAAAGUGUUGGAAAGCACUGCAGAUGCGGUCACCUGACUGACCACCUGGGUUUUCUAUUACCAGUGAAUUUCUUUUAUUCACCUUCCCUUGACCAAGAAAUUGGGUUUCUUUUCCCUCAGCCUGCACUUACUCUUCUAUUAAGACCAGAAAAUAAAAUAAUUUUCCAUUGAGUCACAAACUCAU